Molecule: messenger RNA, 1050 nt
Organism: Mangifera indica (mango)
Lineage: Eukaryota; Viridiplantae; Streptophyta; Magnoliopsida; Sapindales; Anacardiaceae
Product: phosphatidylinositol-glycan biosynthesis class F protein
Exons: 8
Coding region: 35-721 (228 amino acids)
Biological process (GO): GPI anchor biosynthetic process
Cellular component (GO): endoplasmic reticulum membrane
Source: RefSeq, a predicted model, not a curated record
UGUAACUCACUGUGAAACCGCAGAAAAUUCAACAAUGGUGAAACCUUCGUCUGCUGAAACUCCUCCUACUUCUUCAUUCCAUCCAGUGUUCCUUCUUCAAACACUUUUAGUCCACUUGAUUUGUGGCGUAAGUUUGGGCAUCGGAUUAUGGAUGGCUCACGACGUCUAUUACAUCAGUCUCGUCUCUAAUCCUUCGUCCACUCUCCGUUUGAUCUGGGUUAUCGAGAGCCCAAUUGUUAUACUUCUUUACAGCUAUGUCCGGAAAAAUCCCAACAAAUCCUCGUAUUUCAAAGCUGUGGUGCGAGGCCUACUGGGACUCCCUGUUGGGGCUCUUGUAAAUGCUUUAGGAGCUAUUGCUUUGGGUGCACCUGUGGGCAUUCAGUAUUUGUCAAAUACUGUUCAUUGGUCUCUAAUGAUGUCACUCUUCACUUUUGUGCCUGCUGCUUCGGUAUAUGGCUCGUCUUGGGAAGAUUGGCGACGUAUAUUUGCACAUACAAAGCCAAAUGGAUUUGUAGACUAUAUGAUUUGUUUACCAGCCCAUGGAGCUGUUUUUGGAGCUUGGUUUGGUGCUUGGCCGAUGCCUCUUGAUUGGGAGAGGCCCUGGCAGGAAUGGCCGAUUUGUGUGAGUUAUGGAGCCAUGACAGGGUAUGUGAUUGGAAUGGUGGCAUCUAUCAGUUUUGUAAUCAUCCAUGGAAGACAACAGCAUCAAAAAGGGGACUAGCUUUCAAGUGAUUAUCAAUUACUAGUUGAGUGAAGAAUGAAUUUUUGGAAUUUUCUCAUAAAUAGAGCUGCUUUUGUUUUCACUCAAUGUAUGAUUUUUUUCAGUGGCAAGGGCUUGUCCUUGGGCACAUUAUUGUUGGAGCAUAUAGUCAAAAUCCAAUGGAAAGAUAACAAUAGGAAAUUCUAUUUAUUCUGGUUUGUGCUAAGCUAGUUGAGCUUUCGUUUAUAUGAAAUAGUACAUGUAUUCUUAACAAACAAUUGAAAAUUGAGAAAUUGAGCUAAAGUUUAGAUUCCUUUCAAAAUCGAAGAAAGUUUAGAAUUUUAGUAAGC